AUGCUCGCUGUGUACACUGGCCUAUGUUCCCUUUGCUCACGUCCUUCGUCCACAUUAGGCUCGAAUCUCCAAGCCCUCCUCGACGCCUCAGGUACCCCUCGUCUGCCCAAUGCCCAAGUCACCUUUGUCCUCUCCUCGCGGUCCAACGCCUAUGGUCUGACUCGAGCCCAAAAUCAAUCCAUCCCCACAUCCGUUUGCGCUCUCAAGACCUAUCUCAACCGUCAUCCUGGAGCAACAAGGGAAGAUUAUGACGCCGAAGUUGCCAGACUAGUCGUCGAGAGCAAACCCGACCUUGUCGUGCUCGCUGGUUGGAUGCACAUCUUGUCCGACCGGUUCCUCGACAUUGUUAAUGUUCCCUGCAUCAACCUUCAUCCUGCUCUGCCCGGAGCUUUCGACGGAGCACAGGCGAUAGAAAGAGCUUACGAAGCCUUCAAGCGAGGAGACAUACAUCAUACUGGGGUCAUGGUCCAUAGAGUCAUCAAAGAGGUCGACCGGGGGGAGCCUUUGGUCGUGCGCCAGGUAGACAUCGGACCCGGUGACUCCCUCGAGGACUUGGAGACCCGCAUCCACAAAGUGGAACACGAAAUCAUUGUUGAAGCAGCUCGUCUCCUCACAUGA
Molecule: messenger RNA, 618 nt
Organism: Kockovaella imperatae
Lineage: Eukaryota; Fungi; Basidiomycota; Tremellomycetes; Tremellales; Cuniculitremaceae
Product: formyl transferase
Exons: 2
Coding region: 1-618 (205 amino acids)
Biological process (GO): 'de novo' IMP biosynthetic process
Cellular component (GO): cytoplasm
Molecular function (GO): phosphoribosylglycinamide formyltransferase activity
Source: RefSeq, a predicted model, not a curated record